AGCUGUGUGUGCAUUCAAUCUAGACAGCAUGCAGAAGGACUUGGGGAAGAAGUGUGAAGACGGACUGAUGCAGGACGGAGACGCCAUGAGCCCACAAACGCAGGACUCCAAGAGCUCGACUGGGGAGGAAGAAAGCAGUGUGUUGCCCUCUGCGCCACCAUUACCUACUUCACCCCCCUCUCCACCGUGUCAGAGACCGAAACUGAUAUUUCACACUCAGCUUGCUCAUGGAAGUCCUACAGGCCGGAUUCAUGGCUUCACCAACGUAAAAGAGCUCUAUGCCAAGAUCGCAGAGGUUUUCAACAUUUCUCCUUCAGAGAUCCUCUUCUGCACUUUAAACUCACACAAAGUGGACAUGCAGAAGCUGCUGGGGGGGCAGAUUGGCCUUGAAGACUUCAUCUUUGCACAUGUCCGAGGAGAAACCAAAGAGGUGGAGGUCACUAAAACUGAAGAUGCCCUUGGCCUGACAAUCACUGAUAAUGGUGCUGGAUAUGCUUUCAUAAAGAGGAUAAAAGAGGGCAGCACUAUCGACAGACUGAAAAACGUAUGUGUUGGUGAUCACAUCGAGGCUAUUAAUGACCAGAGCAUUGUGGGAUGCCGUCAUUAUGAAGUGGCAAAGAUGCUGAAAGAGCAGCCACGAGGAGAGCCAUUCACUCUCAGGCUGGUGGGACCCAAGAAAGCGUUUGACAUGAUUGGUCAGAGGACACGAGCACCUAAAUCCAGUGAGGGCAAAAUGGUCAGUGGGAAAGAAACCCUACGUCUGCGCUCGAAAGGAACAGCGACUGUUCAAGAAAUGCCCAGUGAGUUCGAGGAGAAGGCCAUUAAGAAGGUUGAUGAUCUUCUGGAAAGCUACAUGGGUAUUCGGGAUCCUGAACUUGCAACUACCAUUGUAGAAGCCGCCAAAGACAAGCAAAAUCCAGGCGAUUUUGCAGAGGCUCUGGACUCUGUCCUGGGGGAUUUUGCCUUCCCUGAUGUCUUUCUGUUUGACAUCUGGGGAGCUUUAGGGGAUGUAAAAAAUGGCAGAGUUUAGACCAAUUCUUCACCAUGGCUAUGUUUCCUAGUAUUGUUACACUGAGACUUUGGUAUUAUAACAGUAUUCUCCUUACAGAUGUAACUAUUUUAUUUUCAAACCUUGGCUGCAACCAGCUGUCCAUAAUUCAACAAAAGAUUCAGAGAUGUCACUUUAAUUUCUGUUUAUUAUGUUUAUUAUUAAACUCAGUCCUGAACUUUAACUGCAGCGCUAACACUGCUCCAGCAAAGCCCUAAGUGCAAAGACCAGAAGUGUGCAGUGUCAUGAACCCGUUUUUUAAAUAAAAAAAUGUCAGAAGACCUCAUAUGAACCAGUGGCUGGGGAUAAACAGUGAAUGUGAGAUCAUAAAAAUAAGUAUACAAAUAAUUAAAGUUAUCUAAUGUUUGUUACUUUAUCAGGGCUUGUUAAACCAUGCUUAAAGUCAAUCAGUAAUUAUAAUAAAACACGACUAGCUCUCAGCCUUACAUUUGAAAAUAUACAGUUCCUGUUACUUUAUGAAACUGCUUAUUGAAAAGUGAGAUGACAAAAGCAUAAUGAUCUAAUCUGAAGGCAUGUAAUGUAGAUUAAGAUCUAAUGUUAUAAUCAUCAGUCAAUGUACACAAUGUGUUCAGUGUAAAACAAUGAAUGCUUAAAAAAACCCCAAAAUACAUUAUUUCAAGUUAAUCUGAGAUUGUUUUUCAGACCUGAGUCCCAACAAAUGGCUUUUCUGAACAUGGUGUUCUUCAUGAGUCAUAACAUGAUGUGCAUUCUCAAAAAAUUUAUUUGCUGUGUAUUUGUCUGGAAAUAGUGUUGGUUGAUGCGUUGAUGCGUGGAUGCGUAAUCAUUCAUGUUGUUUGAAGACUGAUAUGUUCGAGUCUGUCCCAGUUCAUGUCACAAUCACUUCUUUAUAUCACAUAAAAAGAAAGUUGCUUUAUGACCACAACUGCAUGGUCUGAACUGAACUGAAUUGGCACGGUUUGACAUGACUACUCUUCAUUUUGAGUAUCUGGCCUUUUAUGUCUCUUAUACUACCUAACAUAUGCUUACACAUGAAGGUCUUCUUUUCAGGUGCAGAUAUUUUAUGUAUUGUGUUUGUAUGAAAUAUGACAUGAAUUACUGCAGUAAGGUUCAUCUACCUUAAAGACUCAUCAAGUACACAGAAGCCUGGACUACUGCACAUGUUUUAAAGAGGAACAGUCACAUCUGGUUAUUUUAAAGAGUGGAAAGUACUGGUUUACUCAGAGAUUAAAAAAGGCAACCAUGUGAUUUGCUGUUGAAACCAUUUUACAGAAACUGGAAGAUAUACAUGUCAUAUGUGUAAAGUGGUCAUACAAACCUGAAAUAUGUAAUGUAGCUGUUAUACCACUCUGUGUUCAAAAUGGCAUAGGGGUGUAUUUGUUUUGUGUAACAAAUAUCCGUAAUUGUAUUCAGAUUUCUUUCCCUAGGUGUAAAAAAUAUUAUUAUUAUUAUUAUUAUUAUUAUUAUUAUUAUUAUAAAUAGUUAAUUAAUUAAUUAAUUUUAUUAUUUUUCUUUAUUAUUUAAGUCACACAGGAUUAUUUUUGUAUGCAGUGUGCAAGAAUUCUCACAGAUAGAGAAUUACCUGAAAAUUCCCCACACAUUUACACUGUGUAAUACUUACUGCUGUUAUGUGGGAGCACGAUUAGUUUGCAAGUACACCCAAAGAAAUCUAAAAUAAAACAAGUCUGUUUCUGUAAAUCCAUUCAACAAAAUGUCAUCAGAAUUGGAGUAGAUAGAAUUGAUCACAUCAUUGUUUGACUGUGUGACUGUUCCCCUUUAAAAUGUAAAAAAAAACGCAAUUUGGAUCAUGGACAAUGCAUCAUGAAAAUCAUCGAAGCCAUUUAUUUAUCAAAAACAAGUGUGGAUUUGUUUUAUUGUGUUUUAUGUACACACUGUAUGGAUAUCUUGUACUAUUUUCAAAGUGAAGACCUGACAAUGUACAGCAUCUUGGUAAUUGAUGUCACUACAGUAAGUUAAAUAAAACCUUGUAUGCACUGCUAUUUAAA
Messenger RNA from Hemibagrus wyckioides, 3033 nucleotides. RefSeq names its product GIPC PDZ domain containing family, member 3 (gene gipc3). The record is from RefSeq and is a predicted model, not a curated record. The transcript is spliced from 6 exons. Gene Ontology annotation, molecular function: protein binding. The coding region runs from base 29 to 1030 and encodes 333 amino acids. Lineage: Eukaryota; Metazoa; Chordata; Actinopteri; Siluriformes; Bagridae.